CAUACAGUGUAUGAUCAGACUUCGCAAACAGAACGACAGAGUGACUGUCCGAAACUGUAGUCAACAUGGCCGACACCGAGUCCUCGCCAUAUGAUCCAAAGUCUCUCAAUGACGUUUCCGGACUUGUUGCCGUAGUCACCGGGGGAGGUACUGGUCUCGGUUUGAUCAUCGCCAAAACUCUUGAGAGCCAAGGCGCAAAGGUCUACAUCACCGGUCGCAGACAGGAGAAACUCGAUGAAGCCGCAAAACAAGCUACUCAUGGUGGUAUCAUACCGAUACAAGGGAGUACUACGUCCCGUGAAGAUGUGCAACGAGCAGUGAAUUUCGUGACCAAGGAGACUGGAUACAUCGAUCUUCUGGUCUGCAAUGCAGGUCAAACAACCUUUGACUCCAGUCCGGAUGCGAGGCCAAAGCCCACUGGAGAGUCUUCCGUCCAGGAAAUUCGCGACUACUACUUCAAUUAUCGACCACAAGAGCUUUGGCGAGAUACCUUGGAGACGAAUGUCGCUGCAGUAUUCACCACAACAAUGGCAUUCCUAGAAUUGCUCGACGCUGGCAACAAGCGUCGAGAUGCUUCGAAGCCCACCAGUCAAGUGAUCGCCAUCGGAAGUGUUGGUGGCUUGACCAGAGCCACAGACUCUUUCAUCUACAACGCCAGCAAGGCGGCAGUUCAUCAUUUGAUGAAGAACUUGGGCAAUUUUCUCGUGCCUCAUGAUAUUCGAACGAAUGUCAUCGCGCCAGGUUGGUUCCCAACAGAUAUGACAACCAGCGUUGUAAAAUCGUGGGAGCAUACGAAUGGCGUGUUGCCUAGGGCUCUGGUUCCGAGACAAAGAAUGGGUGUUGAAGAAGAGUUCGCUGGUACCCUACUGUACUUGGUCAGCAGAGCUGGAGGCUACUGUAAUGGAAAUGUCAUGGUCAUCGAUGGAGGUUUCCUAGCAAAUCACGCAGGAACCUACUAAAGUUCCACAAGGUAGUCCUGACAAUGAAAGUCGCUGAAGCAG
Molecule: messenger RNA, 1001 nt
Organism: Cercospora beticola
Lineage: Eukaryota; Fungi; Ascomycota; Dothideomycetes; Mycosphaerellales; Mycosphaerellaceae
Product: SDR family NAD(P)-dependent oxidoreductase
Molecular function (GO): oxidoreductase activity
Source: RefSeq, a predicted model, not a curated record